Anneissia japonica is the source of this 3396-nucleotide messenger RNA. RefSeq lists its product as uncharacterized. Gene Ontology annotation, molecular function: ubiquitin-protein transferase activity. Bases 101 to 2047 code for a protein of 648 amino acids. The record is from RefSeq and is a predicted model, not a curated record. Lineage: Eukaryota; Metazoa; Echinodermata; Crinoidea; Comatulida; Comatulidae. The transcript is spliced from 3 exons.
CUUAUUUCUGUAGUACCCAGGUUGUGGUAUAGCCUAAGCCUUACUCAAUCUCUUGCAGAACGGGCUCUAGCUUUCCUCCCUAAACAUAGAUCGACAUCAUAUGCUGUCAAUGGAGAAACUGCAAGAGUUCCUAAAAAAUCGAGGCCUGUCCACGGUCUUUGAACGAUUUCAGGAAGAUAAGAUUGAUGGAAAAGUAAUUUUAGAGCUAACAGAUGAAGAACUGAAAGACUAUGUUCCUGUAAAGGGGGACAGGGUAUCUCUCAGAGUGUUUGCUCGCAAGCAGGAAGGAGAAACUUCAGCAGAAUGUAGAAAACUUGAAUUACUUAAAGCUCUUCAGCCCAAAGCACGCCAGAAAAACACAGACAAUCACACCUCACAGAAACAGUCACUUAUAGCUUCCAAGACAGACUGUGCUAUAACUGUUGGCUUCUGCCUUAGUAUUGGUGAUUCUUUCAGACAGGUUCGUGCCCCUUUAGGUGGAGGGAUACGGCAGAUUAGGGUUUCAAAAGAACUUAAGAAAAACAAACUAAUUGAAAGAAUUGUGCCAUUGUUCUUCCCAAAUGGAAAAAACUGUAAAGGAUCUGUUGAUGAUUUCGUGUUUGACUUGGCAACAGAUGUCACUGGCAAUCAGUUUAUAAGUGAUGAUGAAUCUGUUCAACAAGUCAUACAGCGUCUUGGUCUGAAGCAUCUUAGGUGCUAUUUAGUAGCCUCAUCACACGACACUGACACCUCAGACGAACUCCCAGAUAUAGUGUUCAACGAGACAAGUACUUUCCAUGAGCAACACACAAAUGAAAAAGAGGAUGUCAUUAUUAUCAAUGACAAAAUGACAGAACCACUGCCUGCCUUAGCUUUGGAGGAAUCAGAUUUGGCUUCAAAUCUUUCAGCACAAUCUCCACCAUUGUCACCCAUACAUGACAAUCAAUCGCCUGUUUAUAACAUACCCACAGAAUUCAUAGAAGAGGAUACCCUUGCCUGGUUGGAUCAGUCUGAAGUUCAAUUUCCCUCAUAUUCAAAUAUGGCAGACAUUAAUGAUACUUUAUCGAUAGUAAAAGAGAUUAAACUACACCGUGGAAAUGUUUUUCAGGAUUUUGUUGACUUUUUCUCUUUAGAAGAGAAUAGGAAUUGCCGAACAACUACAUUUGAAGCAAAAAUGGUGAAAGGAAAUGGAGAAAUCGAAAUAGCAGAGGACAACGGAGGGGUCAUGAGAGACGCCCUUUCAGAGUUCUAUCAGACGUUCUAUCUUCAAUGUACCACUGGAAACACAGUUUCUGUUCCAGUCCUUAGGCAUGACAUGGACAGUACACAUUGGGGUGCUGUAGCAGAGGUGUUGCACCUAGCAUAUAGACAGGAACAUAUGUUUCCCGUAAAGAUUGCAAUGCCCUUUAUGCAGCAGGUUCUGUUUGGCCAAGGGAACAAUCCUAUGGAGGCAUUUAUGCAGAUGAUACCUGAUUGUGACAGAGUUCUGUUGGAAGACGCUCUUGCUUCUAAUAGUUUUUCAUCAGUUGAUGAAGAGGAAUUUUUGGAUCUCAUGUCUCGACACGAUUCUAAAAGAAUCCCGACAGAUGCUGCUAGUCUAAAAAUAGUUCUAACAGAAAUAGCUCACAAGGAGAUCAUACAGAUGCCAAUGUUUGUUGCAGACUGCUGGAGUAGAAUACUGAAAACAUUGAAUAUUGCUCCAGAUGAUCUCGAUAAGAUAUAUAGGCAACUGAAGCCAAGCACAAAACGAGUGCUGAAGAUGUUUCAAUUUCCUGAUUCAAUGAGUGCAGAUGAAAAUAACCUAGCUUCAUUCCUGAAGAGACUGGUUCGGGAGAUGGAUAUGAGUCACCUGCCCCUAUUCCUAAGAUUUUGUACUGGUGCAGACAUGACUGUACAAGACAAAAUAAGUGUUAGAUUCACCGAAACAACCAUAAGAUGCCCCACAGCGCAUACCUGCGGAUGUGUGCUAGAAAUUCCACGUUUAUACGCAGCUGAGCCCUUUAUGACCUUUAAGUCAGAAUUUCUGACUUUACUCCAGAACAGAUACUGGCAAAUGGACAUUGUGUGACUGGUAAUAUCAUGAUUAAUAUAGGCAUAUGGGAGAAUUCAGAAAGGUACAUAGAUAUAGGAUGUAUUAGAUGAUUUUGUUAUAAUGUUUUUAAAUUGAAAUUAGGAGUUACUAAACUAUAGUAACCAUGUUUUUUUUUUGUUUCUGUGUCUGUUUUUAUGCAAAUAUUCUAAUCCUGUUUUUAAAUUAGGAGGUAAUGAUUAUGAAUACCUGUUGUAUGCCCUGUAGAUGAUGUCAACAUAAUUGGAAGUAGAUAGCAAAUUAACAUCUGUAAUUUUGUAAACCAGAAGAUAAAGUAGGGGGAGGUAUGGUAUUUUAAUAAUUAUUUCAGGGAACAGUGAGAUUAAGUAUCAUGAUAAUUGAGAUACUUGUUUUACAAUGAUUUAACAAAACGAACUUAUAAUUUAGGUGGACUUGAGUGUUUAUAAUUCCAUUAAUUUGUUAAGAGUUUAAAAAUAUUAUGUUUAAUAUGUUUAAUGGAAUCUUCCAUUUUUUAGAAGCUUAUGAUUAAGCUAAGGAAAACUAUGCCUUGUCAAUGGACAGGAAAGAAUAGCGAAGUUAGUUUUUAAAAAAAUAAAAAAAAAUAAAUAAAAAAUAAAAAAUCAGUAGACAGUGUUUAUUGAUUUUAAAAAAUAAUUCUUUUAGCCACACUGUGUGUUACAAAAUAUUUUAUGCAAUUGCAAGUUUCAUGAGAGAAAAGAAAUGUAUAAGUGUUACAGUUAUUUUGGCUUAAUAAAGUUUGUAAAGCUUUUUAUGCAAAUAUUAUAAUCCUGUUUUUAAAUUAGGAGGUAAUGAUUAUGAAUACCUGUUGUAUGCCCUGCAGAUGAUGUCAACAUAAUUGGAAGUAGAUAGCAAAUUAACAUCUGUAAUUUUGUAAACCAGAAGAUAAAGUAGGAGGAGGUAUGGUAGUUUAUUAAUUAUUUCAGGGAACAGUGAAAUUAAGUAUCAUGAUAAUCGAGAUACUUGUUUUACAAUGAUUUAACAAAACGAACUUAUAAUUUAGGUGGACUUGAGUGUUUAUAAUUCCAUUAAUCUGUUAAGAGUUUUAAAAUAUUAUGUUUAAUAUGUUUAAUGGAAUCUUCCAUUUUUUAGAAGCUUAGUAUGAUUAAGCUAAGAAAAACUAUGCCUUGUCAAUGGACAGGAAAGAAUAACGAAGUUAAUUUUUUUUUAAAUAAAAAAAUAAAAAAUAAAAAAAAUCAGUAGACAGUGUUUAUUGAUUUAAAAAAAUAAUUCUUUUAGCCACACUGUGUGUUACAAAAUAUUUCAUGCAAUUGCAUGUUUCAUGAGAGAAAAAAAAAUUAUAAGUGUUACAGUUAUUUUGGCUUAAUAAAGUUUGUAAAGCUGGUUCA